This is a messenger RNA of Oryzias melastigma (Indian medaka), 1900 nucleotides long. Its product is annotated as integrin alpha-D. Gene Ontology annotation, cellular component: external side of plasma membrane; integrin complex. Bases 1 to 1860 code for a protein of 619 amino acids. Gene Ontology annotation, molecular function: integrin binding. The transcript is spliced from 15 exons. The record is from RefSeq and is a predicted model, not a curated record. NCBI's taxonomy places the organism in Eukaryota, Metazoa, Chordata, Actinopteri, Beloniformes, Adrianichthyidae. Gene Ontology annotation, biological process: cell adhesion mediated by integrin; cell-matrix adhesion; cell-cell adhesion.
AUGGACAAAAUUAAACCCAUCGCCUCAGAGCCAAAGGACAAAUAUGUUUUUAAAAUUGAGGACUAUAAAGGGCUUGAUGGGAUUUUUAAAACAUUAAAAAAUAAGAUCAUCAUUGUGGAAGGGUCCAAAGUGGCUCUGGCAGGAAACUUAACUAAUGAAAUGUCUCAGACUGGAUUCAGUGCUGCCUAUUACAAGAACACUCUGAUCCCACCGAGCCCAGAACCAAAGAGCUGGCGUGGUUCUCUGAAGGAACCUGAUCUUCAACAUGAAAAACAGAUUUUGGAUCCAGAUAUGGAGAUGGAUUCCUACAUGGGAUUUUCUUUAUCCACUGGGGAGAGGAAUGGAGUUCCUCUGUAUUUCUCGGGCGCUCCCCGGUUUCAGCACACUGGACAAGUUGUAAUUUUCACUCGUACCGGAAGACACUGGACUGUACAGCAGAGACUAGAGGGGACCAAGGUCGGUUCCUAUUUUGGCGCGGAGAUCUGCACUGUCGAUAUUGAUUCAGAUGAUAGCACUGACUUCCUGUUGGUGGGAGCUCCAAUGUUUUACCAGCCUCUACAAAAGACAGAAGGCAAAGUCUAUGUCUACGCACUGACCAAUAAGAUGCAACUGGAAAUGAGGCUGAGCCUGACGGCUCCCUUUAUGGGGAGAUUUGGCACCACCAUAUCUAGCCUUGCUGAUCUGAAUGGAGAUGGACUCCGAGAUGUAGCAGUUGGCGCCCCUCUGGAGGACGAUAACCAUGGAGCUGUGUACAUUUAUCUCGGAGACAGAAAUAGUGGGAUGCGCCACACCUUCAGCCAGAGAAUCAGUGGAAAGAGUUUUCAACCUGCGAUGAAGUUGUUUGGUCUAGCCAUUGAUGGUGAUGGAGACCUUGGACAUGAUGGGCUUCCAGACAUUGUGGUUGGAUCACAGGAGGCUGCUGUUGUUUUAAGGUCUAAGCCAGUCUAUAACGUUGAGGCUCACCUGUCGUUCCAUCCUGAAGUGAUAAGUAUUGACGAAAUCGAUUGUGUAAGCAGCGAUCAUGAAGUUCUGCCCAUGGUUAACCUAACAACAUGCUUUAAUUUAAAGGAAGCAACAGGUAGAAGAACCAAACUCAUAAAUGGUACUAAUCUCACACUAGGAAUCCUGUACACGCUCAGUGUGGAUUUAAUGAGACAAACCCAUCGGGGAUUCUUCAAUCCAACUGAUAAGAAAACCAAGAGUCUUGACAUCCACUAUAACCUCACCACACAAGCGACGUGUUUCAAUCAUUCAGUCUUCAUGCCGAAAUGUGUCAAAGACACCUUAGCUCCUAUUCCCAUUAAGUUAAACUUUUCCCAGCCUGAUAAUGAGAACGCAAUUGCCGUCCUAAACACAGACAGUAAGAAGGAGGCCAUUUUUGAGAUUUCAUUUGAGAAACGAUGCAAAAGGAACAACACGUGCAUUGCUGAACUGGACGUAGAUUUCAACUUCAUGACGCCAAAGCUGUUGGUGUCUGAGCAGAGUUACUUCAACGUUUCCAUGCUACUGGUCAAUAAUGGGGACGACUCGUACAACACCAGCUUGACCGUGCUCCACUCUCCCGGCCUUUCCUUUUCCAGUAUAAGUGUUACAAAGGCCACAAGACAAACUCUAUACAAGUGCUAUGAUCUGAAGGAAGAGGGUGACGGAAUUCAGUGUGGCAUCAGCCAUCCCGUGUACCGCAGUGGUUCCUCAGCAACAUUCCACUUAUCUUUCCAUGUCAUUAAGGAUAUUGACUGGAAUGACACAAUGACUAUGACCGUAUUUGGACAAAGUGACAACACAAACUCCAGCAGGAUUGGUUCUGUGACCAAAACCAUAAAGGUACAAUAUGAAAUCAGGAUGGCAGUCACAGUGUAAGUUUUCCCUUUCUAAUCAAGUGUUUGAAUAUUUCAAUUAA